AUGAGUUCCGCCCGGGUGGUCAAAUCUAUCAAGUAUCCUAUCGAAAACGCAUUUGUCGAAAAACUCACGAAACAGAAUACAACUGAGAGUAGCGCCGAUUCUUUCCUCUCCAGACCAAGCAGAGUAAUUUCUUCAUCACAAAGUUCUGUCUGUUCUGAUGAUUUUCCCUGUCUGGCAGAGGAGAUUUCCAGCUUUAAAAACGAGACCAGCUCCAUAGAAGCUGGCCGAGUGAACAACAAUUCCUACAUUCAAAUGGAAGUGGGACAAUUUACGACCCCGAAAAAAGCCCAAGAAAGUGUAACAUUUGAGUCUGAAACAACGCGCCAAACAACAAACAUAAACCGGCCCGAAGAUAUCACACCUCGACGCGUCAAACCAGGAACAGAGCUAGCAGAGGCUCUAUCACGAAUAGAGAACGCACAAACGAAGCCAGUUGCCUUUGCCGUGAGAGCAAAUAUUUUCUUUUACGGCGUUCCAUGCGACGACUGUCCGGCCAGUGGGAAUCAAGUUACUUUUGAAGCUCGUGACUAUAUUCAUAUAAAGGAAAAAUACUCAACAGACUGGUGGAUUGGAAGAUUAGUUCGCGAAGGCUGUGAGUUAGGCUUUGUCCCUUCUGCUGCCAAGUUGGAGCAAAUACGAGCUGGCAAGGGGAAGAAGAACCCCCUCAGAGCCGGCGCCGAUGGUAAUGAAAACGUCGGUCAAAAGAAAAAGGCUUUCUUCAGAAGAGGUCAAUCACUUAUCAACCCAUACGAUGUUGUCCCGAAUUCGAGACCAAUAGUGCUCGUUGGACCCAGCCUGAAGGGCUACGAAGUGACUGACAUGAUGCAAAAAGUUAUCUUCGAUUUCCUCAAGCGCCAUUUUCAAGAUAGGAUACACAUCACUCGCGUAACAGCUGAUCUGUCGCUGUCAAAGAGACAGAAUCCUGGCGUUGAACGACUCCAGCGAAAAAUGCUUGACAAAAAUCACCAGCGAUGUACUCUUGCUGAAGUUGAGCAAGAGAUCGAUCGAAUAUUUGAGCUUGCGUCUGGGCUCCAAUUGUUGGUGCUGGACGCUGACGCAGCAAACCUUCCUUCGCAGCUUGCUAAAACAUCGCUUGCACCGCUUAUUGUAUAUUUAAAGGUAACAAACCAAGAAGUACUGCGUCGCUUGAUCAAGUCGCGCGGCAAGACGCAAUCGAAAUUCAUGAACACGCAAAUGCUCGUUGCCGAAAAACUGGCAAACUGCUCUCCUGACAGCUUCGACGUUAUUCUAGACGAGAAUCAGCUCUCCGACGCUUGCGAACAUCUCGGCGAAUACUUGGAAGCAUACUGGCGCGCCACCCAUCCCCUCGAAAAAUGA
Oikopleura dioica is the source of this 1338-nucleotide messenger RNA. NCBI's taxonomy places the organism in Eukaryota, Metazoa, Chordata, Appendicularia, Copelata, Oikopleuridae. The record is from the annotation of a GenBank genome assembly.